AUGUUUAAGAGAUUGACUCUUCCACAACUGGUUUUUGCUACUGUCCUUGGAAUUGCUGGAGGAGUAUAUAUUUAUCAUCCAAUAUUUGAACAGUUGGCCAAAGAUCAGAAGGAAUUAAAAGAAAAGUUGCAGUUGGUACAAGAAUCAGAAAAGAAAAGUUAAUACUACAUGGAGUUGAACUGUAAUAAUUGCUUAAAGUUCCAUUGUAAUUAUGUUAACUGAAAAUAAUCUAGCAAAAACAUAGAUGUAUUUUAAUAUAAAUAAAUCAUGGAUAAUGAUUUUUUAACCUGA
Messenger RNA from Callithrix jacchus (white-tufted-ear marmoset), 291 nucleotides. It is a transcript of the gene PIGBOS1, whose product is annotated as PIGB opposite strand 1. The record is from RefSeq and is a predicted model, not a curated record. NCBI's taxonomy places the organism in Eukaryota, Metazoa, Chordata, Mammalia, Primates, Cebidae.